Molecule: messenger RNA, 444 nt
Organism: Phytophthora sojae
Lineage: Eukaryota; Oomycota; Peronosporomycetes; Peronosporales; Peronosporaceae
Exons: 2
Coding region: 1-444 (147 amino acids)
Source: RefSeq, a predicted model, not a curated record
AUGAUCGGGCGGAGACGCCGCUGGCGCCAGCAAGAGCGCGAGAAGGCGGUGCGCAACGUCUUCGAGGCGCAGAUGCACGCGCGGAUGCGGCGCCAGAGCCUUAAGCACGCGGAGCUGCGGCGCCCCGAGGCGCUGGAGGCCGACUGCGUGACGCUGGACCUCGGCAGCGCGCGCUCCAGAGACACCAGGGAGGAAGAGGGCAACGAAUUGGUGCUCAAAGUGCGGCAACCGCUGAGUCAAGACGCCUGGUUCCGGCUGGAGAAACUCGGGGGCCUGGACAUGACGCUGGCCGUGCCGGCCUUUGUGUACCGGGUCUUUCUGGGUGAGGAGAAGGACUUCAGUGGAGACGCAACGGAGGGCAGUCGCGGUGUUUACAGACUCCCAAGACUGCUCCACAACUCGAGAGCGAACCUGCCGCCGCGAUCGGCGGACUGCUAUCUAUGA